Molecule: messenger RNA, 5699 nt
Organism: Wasmannia auropunctata (little fire ant)
Lineage: Eukaryota; Metazoa; Arthropoda; Insecta; Hymenoptera; Formicidae
Gene: Rubicon
Product: run domain Beclin-1 interacting and cysteine-rich containing protein
Exons: 9
Coding region: 612-3449 (945 amino acids)
Cellular component (GO): intracellular membrane-bounded organelle
Molecular function (GO): phosphatidylinositol phosphate binding
Source: RefSeq, a predicted model, not a curated record
GCCACAUGACAGCACCGUCGCGCGACUAUCCGUGAUCGAGCCCGCAGCGGGAGUUGCCCGCCCCCAUCGCCGCCGUCAGGUUUAUCGCGUGUGCUGCACGUCGAUCACGGGCGGAUGUCAGCUGUCGCGCGACUCGUGCGACUAGCAUGCGAGAGCACGCGACAGUGCGUUAAUCCUACGCGGCUGCUACUGUACGUACAUAGCGUUGUCGGAGCAUUUGUGUUGGAGCGAGAGCAGCCUCCCAGUGCGUGCCCCGUGCACGGUGAGCGAAUGACUACGAGUUAAAGGCUCCGGCGAGGCUGCUCUACCAGCGACUUUCGCUCCUUACCUGGGUGUCACCUUGGACGGGCGAUCGAACGGCCUCUAUACAGCUGUCAUCUCGGCCUGAGAUAUACAUAUAUAAAUAUUCCGCUUCAACGUCGAUUUUUACACGCUCGAGAGAUUUAGGUGGAUUAUUUUAACCAAAGGAGUCUCUCGACGAUGAGUAGAGAUCGUCUCACUCGCACGUCGGAGCGCCGCGUGAUCGCCUCCCUUGUGGCGUAGCUAUGGUAGGGCCUGUCACCGCCUCUUGAUCGUCGUAAUCUAUAUCGCGAUCAGGUCCGCGGGCGGGGAUGUCGGAGAACACUCGCGACAAGGAGCAGUGGCAGCUCCUCCACAGCCUUCGCUCCACUGUGGAGGGCCUGCUGAUCGACGGGGUGUCCAACGUGUGGAAUGUCUACGGCGGCCUGAACCGGCUGCACAGUGUGAUGGAGCGGAUAUUCAAGCACGGCUGUCGCAUAUUCGACCCUGACGGUGAGCCGGAUUGUUGGAUAUUCAUUCAAGGACUGAAUUGGCUCCAACCGUCUUUGGCGACAUCACCAAUACUGUCGGAAAACGAGGAUUAUUUGUGCAAUUUGCCAGCUAGGAUAACAUCCAAGAAAGACAUGUUGUGGCUGUACAAAAGUUUAGAGGGCCACUCCCUAUCACAUAAAUUAUCGUGGCUUCUAUCAGAUAAGGAACAUUUGCUUUCCUGUCUGGAACCAUGGGCCUUCCUUUGUCAAGAGAACUUGGCAGAGGCGACACUUUUGUAUCUAAGAGCGGUCGAGAGGAAUCAGCCUGUGUUGCUCGCAGAAAUUGAUCCUUGCUUAUUUUUACCAUCGUGGAUAUCUCCUAAAACGAGUCCCAGGCGACACCGUCGCUCGUCCUCGUAUCCGGUAAAUUUUUCUGGCCUCAGUCACAUCCUCGCGCGCGACAAGAGCACGAGCGUUCUCAGCAGAUGUCAACUGGACAAACUGAAGGCUUCGACGCAGUCUGUGUCGCGCGACACGAACGACGCCGAGAGUCAGAUGUCAAAAUCCGCACAAGUUAACGCUGACGGUGACGCACAAGGGGACAAUUCCAAGAUCGACGAUGUACCUCUGAAAACGUGGAACAGUCUGCCCGCUUUGGUCAAGGGUGGCGCAGUCGUGGAAAAUUUAAUCUCGCCGGCGAUUCAGGAGAACGGCAACUGCAACAACAGCAAUAACCGACGUCGUACCGUUGAAUUGGCGGAGAUCAUAAAUGUCAAUUACGCGGAUUCGAAGCAGCCCGUUGAUCUCAGCGUGGACAAACUCACGGCGAAACCAAAGACGCCGAUCAGGAAGACGAGGAGUCGGACGAAGGCCAAACACAGCCGGGGUAAGAAAGCCGCCGAGAACGCGGAGAACGCGGCUUCGCGUGUUCGCGAGAAGGUCGGCAACACGGUCGAGGAGACGCGGCCGAUCGCGAUCGCGGAAUCGGCGGAGACGAGGACGCUGCAGGACCAGUGGACGCAGCGCAAGAAGACGUCCUUCCUGGUGGGCUCGGCGCCCGAGUUCACGGGCAGCUGGAGCUCGGAGGUGGAGGGACAGAAGGACAUCCGCACGCCGCGGAAGAGCUUCAUGGAGGACGGCGGCAGUAGCGUGCAGCCGAUGGCGACCGGCUACUUCCCGCGGCCGGCCGAGGGCCAGAGUCUGACCAGCUUCCUGUCGUCGGCGCGGUUCUCGCGCGCCCACGACGCCGAGCUGGACCGCGAGAACGCGCACUUCAGCGUCUGCGAGGCGAUGAUCGCCGCGAUCGAGCAGGUCAAGUGCAACCGUCUGCAGCGCCGGCUGCUGGACGACGCGGCCGACGACGAGAGCGACGAGGAGAUCAACCGGCUGAAGCAGCGCAUCCGGCUGCGGCGCCGGCAGCGCCAGGAGGAGAGGUGCCGCGGUACCGGCAGGCGCUGGAGCCGCGGCGACCUGCUGAGCGACGGCAGGACCGACACGACCACGACCACCGAUCAGAGCGUCAGCCCGUUGUCCACGUCCCCGGGCAGCUCCUCGGAGGACAGCGUGUCCACGGAGGACUCCGGACUGGACGACGAGCGGAGGACGUUGAGGAACGGCGGCAUGUCCGCGUCGACCGCGUCGUUGCUCUCGGACGCGGAGUCGCGCGCGGCGAGAUACGCCACGGACUCCAACGUGAGCGAGAGCAGCGUGUCCGCCGAGGGGGUGGCUCUGUCCCUCAUCAGUCGCUUCAGCGAGAAGCAGCUGCCGAGGGCGAGCGAGCUGCAGUGGCUGGUCUCGGAGAAGGACGCGCCGCAACGCCUGCUGCCGAUGCCGAAGAGCUGGCCGGUCAGCCCCGACGAGGUCGAGAUUGAGGACGCGCGGACUAUUCCGCUGAGGGGGACAGUCGAAUGGGCCCCGCCUCGCCCGCAGAUCAUUUUCACGCCUCAUCCACCACCGGUAAGACGGAUGCUGAUAGCCAAGCAGAAUUAUAGGUGCGCGGGUUGCGGCAUGAAGGUCGCUGUGAAAUACGCCAACCGGUUUCGGUACUGCGAGUAUCUGGGUCGAUACUUCUGCACGGGGUGUCACACAAACCAGGUGGCAUUUGUGCCAGGGAAAAUUCUAUCGAAAUGGGAUUUCAACAGAUAUCCCGUGUCGAAUUUCUCAUACCGAUUGCUGGAUCAGAUGAUGUCGGACCCGCUGUUCCAAGUGAACGACUUGAAUCCGCUGCUAUACAGGCGAAUAAAGCAGCUCGACAAAACGAGACUUCUGCGCACGAAGUUAUUCUUUCUGAAGGAUUUCUUAUUCGCGUGUCGAUUCGCGACCAGUCUUCAAGACGUGCUGAAGAAAGAGCCGAAUUACAUCAUCAACGAUCCGCAUGUGUACUCGAUUCAAGACUUAAUAAACGUCAAGCUCGGUGUGCUGUUCGUCAGGCUGCAGGAGCUCGUCCAAGUUUGUUGCGCACAUAUUGUAGACUGCGAGUUGUGCCAAGCCAGAGGAUUUGUCUGCGAGCUGUGCUGCUCCAAGGACGUGAUAUUCCCGUGGGAUCUGUCGAAGGUGAUACGAUGUGAAAAGUGCGGCGCGUGCUUCCACAUCGAUUGCAAGCAGAGCUCCGACAAGCUUGAGUGUCCUCGAUGCAUGAGAUUGCACGCCAGACGAAUUUCGAGGGAUGAGAAGCCCUGACGAAUGACGAGGGCGUACAUUGUCGCGCUACUCAGAAUGGGAUAUGUAUAUUGAGCACGUAAGCCAUUCAGGUCCAGAGGAUAAUCUCGUAAGACUUAUCCCGGACAACAAAGGAAUUCUAAAUGAUCUAAGGAGAAAUUUAGGCUUUUAUAGAUAUAUCUCCUGGACUUUUACGUUUUCCGAGAUAUUAUUACUAAUCUACAAAGUAUAUUCAAUAACGUAUUCGAGGGGUUAAUAAAAAUUUCUUGAAUACAGUUUUUAGACGAGAUUUGUAGAUAUUAUAAAAUGAAAGUGUCAAUUUAUUCGAGCUUAAUUACGACCUCUGACAUAUUCGAAAUAGGAGGUUGCGAGAUUAAUUAAAGAUGGAUAUUAGCUCGUAUCUGAAUCGAAUUAGAGGAUAAAAAUUGUGCUAAGGGAUCCGUGGUAGAAGUUCCGAUUUUUUUUUGCCCUUCACUUUCUCCAUUCAUGUGACUGAAAAUACUUGUGUCUCAAUCCUUCACUCUCUUUCUCUCUCUAUUCACGUAAUUGAAAAUACUUGUGCCUCAGUCUCAGAAAAUGAAUAUUGGACGAACGAGACGUACAUUAUAGUGAUUAUAGUGAAGACUGAAGCGUUGUGAUAUAUACAUGUUGGAUUUCGAUUUUCUUCGAAAUAAUCUGCAUGAUAUAAAAACGUUUAUAGGAUGUCUUUUAAACGUUCCCCUGGACACUUAUUCAGAGACGUAUCGAUUUAUGUAAAAUCUCGAAAGAGAUGUAAAUCGGAUGAUUUGUUGAAAAAGCACAUAAACGUACAAUAUAAUUUGCCAAGCAAAUUAUAAAAAAAGAUACGCUGUAUUUCACAAUGAACUGUCACAAAGAAACACUUUUUUAAAAAGUAAUAUAUAAUUUAUAUUAGAUACAUAAUAAAAAUUUUGUUCAAAUAAUCUAUUGGGUUGUUCAAGAAGUAUGAGUUUUUUUUGUAGUCAGAACGAAAUGCAAUUUUUAACUAAAUGAAAACUCUAUUCACCAUUCUGUUGUGCUACUUUGAACUCAUGUCUCGAAGAACUUGGUUGAUUUGUAGGCAAAACAGUCAUUCACAGUGGGUUUUUAGUUUUUACUGUCUGUAGACUGCCGAAUAUUUUUUUCGUUCAAAGAAUUUAAAGGUCGGAACGAGUGAUCAGAUGGCGCAGUGUCCGAUAAGUAUCGGUAGAUGCGGUAGGAACAUCUCAGUCAAAUGCGUGCAACUUCCUUCGGUUGUUUUCGAUUACCCUUAUAGAGAAAUUUAAUACUGUGAAUAUUAAAUUAGUUAAUUACUUAUUUUGAUAUUUAAUAUUCAAAAAUAGUACUUUUAAGACUUAAAAUAAGUAAUUAAUCACCAACCAAUUUAAUAUUUACAGUAUUAAAUUUUUCUAUGAAUAGCGCUUUAAUUUGGCCGUCAUCCACGACCGAAGACUCUUCCAGAGUCUUUAGUCAAAAUUAUCCGCCUCAAAAAUCUUGAGAAUCACUUAUGAAGUUGGUAAAGCAAUGGCAUCACCUCCAUACGUUUUACAAAUUUUUUUCCGUGGUCUGCACAACGCGUUUCUCCGAAAAUAUUGUACCCUUUUAUUUUCUAUCUUUACAAUCAGUAACUAACACAAACUCAAUCGAUCUCAUCUAAGCUUCUUCUUUCUUCUGAAAUACCACCUAUCUCCCUUGAAAGAACGAUGUAGCCUAUUAUGUCUAGUUGAUAUUGAUGUCUAAGAAUAAGAUCUCGACCUAACAUUCAUUAAAUGACGCGUUGAAAUGAAUACUUUUCAUAAUAUGAACUUCUCGAACAAUCCAAUUUAUACUCAGUUACCCUUUCUGCUUAUUGUUAGAUAAAGAAAUUUUUAAUUCUUUAAUAUUUAUUCAAGCAUGAACAAAAAGUAUUAUAUUUCCCUGCAACUAUUUUGUAAAUGGCAAUAAGCUUCUCAAGUCGAUAGUAAUUUUAAAGCUACAACAGAUUAAUUAACGAUUAAUACGGAUAUGAGUACGGAUAAUAUAAAAUUAUGUUAAAACUGAAUCUGUAUAGUAAUAGCAAGUACGUACCUGAUUUUUACUAAAUUUAAAGUAUGUAUAUUUAUUGUUUAUUUAUGGAGAGCGUGCAAUACUGGAGUAAGUAAUUUUCAGAAAGAAAUUUUGACAUGUCUAUUACAUUCUUCGUCGCGACGCAGCUUUAUUAUAAUUCUUGAUAUUAACAAACAUUUGUAAAGAAAGUAUGUAAAACAUGUAAAUAAAGUUAUGAGAUUUGAAUUA